Seriola dumerili (greater amberjack) is the source of this 2314-nucleotide messenger RNA. RefSeq lists its product as uncharacterized. Bases 34 to 342 code for a protein of 102 amino acids. Lineage: Eukaryota; Metazoa; Chordata; Actinopteri; Carangiformes; Carangidae. The record is from RefSeq and is a predicted model, not a curated record. The transcript is spliced from 4 exons.
CCGUGCCCCCCCCCCCAUUCCUGAACAUAUGCAAUGAACAGCACUACUCAGCCCCCUCCCAUUAUUGAUGGGGAUGUGGCAGUCAGCUAUGUGUUGGUGCCAUUUUUCCUCAUCACCAUCAUUGGAAUAGCUGCAGCUGUGGUCAUGUAUAUCCGCAAGAAAAGGAGAAUUGACAGACUCCGUCAUCAGCUGUUGCCAGUUUACACAUAUGAUCCUUCAGAGGAACUUAAUGAAGCCGAACAAGAAAUGUUGUGGAGAGAAGAGGACACACGGAUUGUUCAAGGUUGGGCCAGAAGUUAUCAACAGCGUCGCCCUCUUCUGGCCAAAGACGUCAACGCAUGAUGGUUGUAAACCAUGGGCAUCGAACGCUGUCAGCGAGAUCAGUCAUUUAUAGAGUCAUGCACAAGUCUUUUACUGUUUUUCUUUACUAUCGUUUGGCAUCCAUCAGCAACAGUCAGCAUAUUUCUUUUUAUGUACAGGAUGACUGUUCAUUUGUGAGGUUCUGAUGCCAAUCCUGUGUGCCUAACAGACGCAGUACCUUUAAACUUAUUUAUUUGAAAUUAUUUAUUCAGACUUUGUUUUACUGUGGUAUGCGGUGACAUAACUCAAAGUUAAGAAAGGUGGAACAUAUCUAAGGUUCAGGUUCCUGGAGGUGUACUUUGUUGUUUACAUUUAUGGUGUUGUGGGCGACGUGGCAAAGCAGUUAUAUUCCUGUGGGUUGCAGUAGGCAUUUGUACUGACUAUAAUCUGGGGGUUGAGGUAAGAGUAUAAAUGUUCUGCACUAGUUGAAAAUCAUCACUCCUGCUGUGACGUGGUCUGUGAUCAAUGCCUGGACAGGUUGUUGUGUAGAGGUCGUUUCCAUUACAUUAAAAACAAAUAUGGCUUCUUUGAUGAAAUGACAUUAGUGUUCAACACUAACACAGCAGUACCACUUCCAAAAAGAGUGUAACUUCAAAGCUUUAUACUGAUAAAGGUAGAAUUGGCCGUUAAAAUUAGGUUUGAGAAGAAUUAGGUUGACAUUUUCUGUUUCAUUUUGAGUCAAAAGGUUGAACACACACACUUUGGUUUUAAUUUUCUCACAGAGCUUCACUAGCUGCCCAACGAUCUGGAUCUUUUUGUGGUUUAGCCAAAUCCUAUGACUCUUGUCAAAGGCAUGAAAAGCCAGAUAUGAAAGUAAAUAACACCAACACCCUCUCACUCCCAAAAUGAGUUGUGACUAGUGCUCAAAAUAUGUCCUGUCUACAAGGCAUGGCACCAGCACACAUUUACCUCCAGCAGAAGAAUCUGCUCAGAUGAAUGCCAUAGGUCUGACUGUAUAAAGCACUCAGGAAACCUCACUUUUUUUUCUCCUUGAUGAAUUGUAACCUUUCCUGACCUUUAUACGCUUGCAUUUUGAAUGUAAACUGAGAACAAUAGAGCCGUUCAACUGUCCUCGCAGGGGAAUAACCCUCCACUCAGUAAUUAAUGUAUUGUAAUGGACAGCUAAUGCUCAAAACAUGUGAUGUUAUCAUCUAAGGUGCUUCAGAAGGAGAAUGAGUUUAUAUGUAGGAGAUGUUUUCUGUGGUCACUUCUGGACUUGAAAACAUCUUUAUCCCAGAACAUGCUCCUCAGUCAUUUUUACAUCUGAUAAUUUUCUAUGCAUUUAUCUAGACUGCUUUUUUCACGUUUAAAAAAAAAAGAAAAAAAAAAAAGAAUGAAAUGGGCCAUUCACACUUUAAACUGUACAAAUGUUUGAUCAUAUGACAUUCAUUCUUCACACUGGUGAACUUUUCAUGGAGGGCUCUGAUUUCAGGUUGCACUUGAGAAUUCAAAGAACCACUGAUGGAAAUUUUAAUGGCUGCACUGUUAUGAAGUUUUACUUUUCAGAUUGUUGUACUAUUGUUGCUUUGGGAGAAUGGAUAAGGCUGAUUAAAAUGUUGAAGAUGUAAAUAAAGUAAUUUAACUUUGUCUUUGUACCGUAAUUGUCAUUCGCUUUAGCCAAGUCAUCCUUGCUAUAUUACAAUUCAACAUCAACCUGCGUGUUUUCUUGAGCCUUUGGGCAGAUAAUUUUAUGGAUGUAUGGAUGCAUGCCAGACAAAGUGACAAAGAAAAUUCUCUUUAUUGACCAUUUCUGAUACAAAUUGUUGUAGGGCACCAUAGAAAUAUAGACGUUGUACAUUUAUAUACGGUGUACAUUAAAAAGAAUGAUCCCAUCCUAUUGAGUUUACAGUAUAUAAAUGAACGGAUGCAAGAUGUUGGUAUGUAGAAUGACACUGAUAUUGUCAAGAGUAAUAGGAGGAUGCUGAGAGAAAAAAAAAAAAAAAAAAAAAAAAAA